Culicoides brevitarsis is the source of this 2126-nucleotide messenger RNA. Its product is annotated as bifunctional purine biosynthesis protein ATIC. The transcript is spliced from 3 exons. Gene Ontology annotation, biological process: 'de novo' IMP biosynthetic process. The record is from RefSeq and is a predicted model, not a curated record. The coding region runs from base 240 to 2006 and encodes 588 amino acids. NCBI's taxonomy places the organism in Eukaryota, Metazoa, Arthropoda, Insecta, Diptera, Ceratopogonidae. Gene Ontology annotation, molecular function: IMP cyclohydrolase activity; phosphoribosylaminoimidazolecarboxamide formyltransferase activity. Gene Ontology annotation, cellular component: cytosol.
ACAUAAUAAAUUUAAAUCAUUCACCUUCUAACAUUCCAACUAUAAGCAUCUCUUGCUCAUAGUCAAUCAAAUUAAUCAAAAUUAAUUUAAAUCAAUAAAAAAAAAGUUGUCAAAAAUCACGUGUGAUUUUGAAUUAAAAAAAAAAUCAACAAGUAGAUUGGCACAACAACAACCAGUUAGUGUCAUUGCAACUUUCGAAGUCAGUACACCGAUUUUUUAGCAGCUCUUAUUUUUGUAAAAUGGCUUCUGGUAAAUUAGCUUUAUUAAGUGUCUCCGACAAAACGGGUCUCCUGCCCUUCGCCAAGGAUUUACAACGGUUGGGAUUAAAACUUGUUGCCAGUGGAGGCACUGCAAAAGCAUUACGCGAUGCUGGCUUGCAAGUACGUGACGUCAGUGAUAUUACGGGAGCUCCCGAGAUGCUUGGCGGACGUGUCAAAACGCUCCAUCCAGCUGUACAUGCGGGAAUUUUGGCUCGCAACGCAAAUGCUGACGAAAUCCACGAUCAAGGAUACGAUUUCAUCCAAGUUGUCGCCUGCAAUUUGUACCCAUUCGAGUUGACAGUUGCCAAGGCAGAUGUUACUGUUGCCGAUGCCGUCGAAAAUAUCGAUAUUGGUGGUGUGACGUUGCUCCGGGCUGCUGCCAAGAAUCACGAACGUGUCACUGUUGUAUGCGAUCCGCAAGAUUACAGCGUUGUGGUGAAGGAAAUCGAGGCAAAUGGCGAUACUUUGAAGGAAACGAAGGAAAGACUUGCUUUAAAGUCGUUUACGCACACCGCAAAUUACGACAAUGUAAUUUCAGAUUAUUUCCGCAAGCAAUAUUCUGCUGGACAAUCGCAAAUUAACUUACGUUACGGCAUGAAUCCGCAUCAAAAGCCGGCUCAAUUGUAUACGACGUUGGAAAAACUGCCAUUGACUGUCGUGAAUGCCAGUCCAGGCUUCAUCAACUUGUGCGACGCCCUUAACGGAUGGCAAUUGGUGCGAGAACUGAAACGCGCCUUGGGUCUUCCAGCAGCUACGAGUUUCAAACACGUUUCACCGGCCGGAGCUGCUGUUGGAGUGCCUUUGACCGCAACUGAGGCUAAAGUUUGCAUGGUUGAUGACGUUUUGGACACCUUGACACCCUUGGCAGUUGCUUAUGCACGUGCUCGUGGUGCUGAUCGCAUGUCAUCUUUUGGUGAUUUCGUUGCCGUGUCCGAUGUUUGUGACUUGCCAACUGCCAAGUUGAUUUCCCGGGAAGUUUCAGAUGGUAUUAUCGCACCCGGAUACACUCCAGAAGCUCUCGAGCUUUUGAGAAAGAAGAAAAAUGGCGGUUAUUGCGUUUUGCAAAUCGAUCCAAAUUACGAACCAAGUCCCGUCGAACGCAAAACUCUCUUCGGUCUUACGCUUGAACAAAAACGCAAUGAUGCCGUUAUCGACAAAUCCCUCUUCCAAAACGUCGUUACAGCAAAUAAGAAUCUCCCCGAAUCUGCCGUACGUGACUUGAUUGUCGCGACAAUCGCUUUGAAGUUCACCCAAUCAAACUCCGUGUGCUAUGCCAAGGAUGGUCAAGUAAUUGGCAUCGGAGCCGGACAACAAUCGCGCAUCCAUUGCACACGUUUAGCUGGCGACAAAGCCGAUAACUGGUGGUUGCGUCAACACCCAAAAGUCCUGAACAUGCGAUUCAAGGCAGGCACAAAACGUGCCGAAGUUUCUAAUGCAAUCGAUAAUUACGUUAACGGCACAGUGGGCAAGGACAUGCCAAUGAGUCAAUUUGCCGCCAUGUUUGAUACGGUUCCCGAAUUUUUGACGGAACAAGAACGCGUGGAGUGGUGCAGCAAGUUGACGGGCGUUUGUUUGGGCUCGGAUGCCUUCUUCCCGUUCCGCGACAACAUUGAUCGUGCCAAAUUGAGUGGAGUCUCUUUCAUCGGAAGUCCCGCUGGAUCUACGAAUGAUGCUGGCGUCAUCGAAGCCUGCAAUGAACAUGGAAUUGUAAUGGCUCAUACGAAUUUGAGACUUUUCCAUCAUUAAAAAACAAAAGUUUUUUUUUAUAAUUUCUUUUUUUUUAUUGGAACUCGUAUAAAAUACUGUUUAACCAUCUAAGAUGUCCUUCAAUCUGAAAUAAAAAUAAAAACAUUUUUUAAAAAAUAA